AUGAGACUCGUCUACCUCCUUCUCCCCUUGUGCCUGGGGCUACCAAUCACCGUUCCCGUCGAAGGCACGGAAGUAUACCAGCUCCAACACCAACUCCAACACCCUGAAUAUCACCAACAACAACAGCAACAGACAAUCCUUGCACAAAACCACUCAGAGGAAAACCGAUCACAAAUCCAACCUAGCUCUAGUUCCCAUGGCUCAUUCAUCAACCUCAACCUCAACCUCCGCAAGCUCAAGCUCAAUCCCAACCACCAGUCCAAAACCAACAACAACGAUACCAACCAACCCACCGACAAAAUCCUCCAAGCAUACCUCCACACCCUCCACACCUCCCACCUCUGCGCCCACGCCCUCUCGCAACACGGCCCCGAGCUCCUAGUCCUCGCGCUCUUCUCCCUCCUCCCCGUCACCCUCUGCAUCCUCGCCAUCGCAGAGCGCAUCGCCCGCUCCUGGACCGUAGAGGCGUAUCCCGAGCGCGGGCGCGACAGGCGCCGGUUUUUGGGUCGAGAGCGGCGAUGUCUGAUGCAGGCGAGGAGGGAGAGGGAGAAGCGGGCUGUGCUGGAAAGGGGGUGGUGGAUUGCGGAGCGGAAGCGUUGA
Molecule: messenger RNA, 600 nt
Organism: Aspergillus udagawae
Lineage: Eukaryota; Fungi; Ascomycota; Eurotiomycetes; Eurotiales; Aspergillaceae
Exons: 1
Coding region: 1-600 (199 amino acids)
Source: RefSeq, a predicted model, not a curated record